This is a messenger RNA of Pseudogymnoascus verrucosus, 1772 nucleotides long. It is a transcript of the gene GCN3, whose product is annotated as translation initiation factor eIF-2B subunit alpha. The record is from RefSeq and is a predicted model, not a curated record. The transcript has 2 exons. Gene Ontology annotation, biological process: translational initiation. Bases 128 to 1219 code for a protein of 363 amino acids. Lineage: Eukaryota; Fungi; Ascomycota; Leotiomycetes; Thelebolales; Thelebolaceae. Gene Ontology annotation, molecular function: guanyl-nucleotide exchange factor activity; translation initiation factor activity. Gene Ontology annotation, cellular component: eukaryotic translation initiation factor 2B complex.
CCUUGCGAGAAAGAUAUAGCUCCACCACCAACCUAACAACUUCCAUUACACGCCGCAUCGUCGACACGAAUAGAUCAGAUAUCUCUUUCUCUCCAUUCUCUCCAGCUACACCACCGCCACCUCGGCAAUGGCGCCCAUAAACCCAACCCCCGCCCCCGCGGCACCAUUCGACAUAGUCCAAACCUACCACCACCUCCUCACCUCGGACCCCGACCUAACCAUGCCCGUCGCCGCCAUCGAAGCCCUCAUCCAGCUCCUCCAACACUCCCAUAGCACCACCGUCUUCGAGACCCUCGACCUCCUCGCCGCGCAAUCCAAACUCCUCCAAUCCCGCGUGCGCAACCCGAUUGGUCUGUCUGCAGGCACGGAUCUGUUUCAGCGGUAUAUGAUUUCCUCCCUGCGAGCGAGCGGGGAGAGGAGCUUUGAUGCUGUGCGCGCGCAUUUGUUGGCGAAUGGACGCGUUUUUGUGUCCAGGGCGAAGGCGGCGAGGGAGAGGAUUGCGGGACAUGCGGGGGGGUUGGUGAGGGAUGGGUGCACGGUUUUGACGCAUGGGGGUAGUCGUGUGGUGUCGGCUGUUUUGGCGCGUGCUGCGGAAGCGGGGAAGGGAGGGGGAACGGUGCGGUUUAAAGUCAUCUAUGUCGACUCUGGCAACGGCGCCGGAGCCGGGGAGUCAAGGGAUAUUGUGAGGAAAUUACGCGCCAAGGGCGUACCCGUCGCUGUUAUCGGGGAAGGCGCAGUAGGCUACGCGAUGGGGAUGGUUGAUCUGGUCAUCGUCGGCGCAGAAGGCGUCGUCGAGAACGGCGGCGUGAUUUCGCGGAUGGGGACUUAUCAAAUUGGCGUCCUCGCUCGCGCAGCCGGGAAGCCGUUUUACGUCGUGUCAGAGACGCAUAAGUUUGUCAGGCUGUAUCCGUUGGGACAGUAUGAUCUGCCGAUUGUGCAGAGGGUUGUGGAGUUUACUACUAAUACGGGGAAGGAGGGGGAGGGAAAGAAGGCGGGUGAGAAGGGGGAGGAGGCGCUGGGUGUGGCGGGGGAGGUGCCGAGUCAGAAGAGCUCGGUUGAUACGGAGGGGUGGAAGGAGUAUUUCACCACGGAGGGGGGGAGGGGAGGGGAGGACGCGGUGGAUUAUACGCCGCCGGAUUUGGUGUCGGCGCUGAUUACGGAGAAUGGGGUUUUGACGCCGAGUGCGGUGAGUGAGGAGCUGAUUAGUGUGUUUGUUUGAAGGUGGUUUUUGUUUGAGAGGGGAGGGUGGGAGUUGAUGUCUAGGAUGUGGGAGUUGGGUUGUGGUGUUUGGUGGUUGGGAGGGUAGUGCUCUGGGAUUUGGAAAACAAGAUAUCAAGAAAGAAGGAUAUAUCUCGCACCACCACCAUCACACAUAGUCUAGUCUGGUUGGUCUAGACUACCGUGCAGGGAAGUGGAGAUCUAAGAGGUUCACGCACAUUGAUGAUUCGGGGGGGUGCUUGCAGAAGUGGGGAAAAAAUCGGAGGAGGGGGGUCUGAGCGCGCGUUGCUGACGCCCGAGAGUGAUGGUGCAUGUCGAUGAGGUAGUUAAGGGAUGGCUGUUGAUGAUGAGAUACUGAUUAUGAGUUUGUUUAUGGGGAUGACGAUGCGUUUUUUUUGAAAUGUCUGGAGUGAUUGGGAAGGGGAUGUAGGAUAAUAGUCUGGAUCUGAUAUUGAUCUCGUAUUGCGGGUUGGAAUGUCACAGAGUAGGGAUAAAAGAUGGGAUAGAUGGGGAUUUUAGUACCACAGUUGAGAUGGAGAAAAUUAAUAGUCCCG